Nicotiana attenuata is the source of this 2004-nucleotide messenger RNA. RefSeq names its product ATP-dependent 6-phosphofructokinase 6-like. The transcript is spliced from 13 exons. Gene Ontology annotation, molecular function: ATP binding; 6-phosphofructokinase activity. Bases 255 to 1796 code for a protein of 513 amino acids. The record is from RefSeq and is a predicted model, not a curated record. NCBI's taxonomy places the organism in Eukaryota, Viridiplantae, Streptophyta, Magnoliopsida, Solanales, Solanaceae. Gene Ontology annotation, biological process: fructose 6-phosphate metabolic process; glycolytic process. Gene Ontology annotation, cellular component: cytoplasm.
CAAUUAAUGUCAAUAACUUUUCAAAAACAAUUUCAGUCCUCUCAUUUUUGCCUCUUUCAUCCCAUCUUCUGUUCUAAUUGAACUCCUGUCAAAAAAGGCAAAACCCACGAGAUAAUUCAAUAAACAGUUGCCACCUAUGCCUUUUUAUUUUAUAUUAAAAAGGACUUUAAAUAUUUGUAUUUAUUAUAUAUGUUGACUAUAUGUAUAGUUGAAAGUUGAGGGGCUGCUAUUUUCAGACAAACUUGAGCAGUGGUAUGGGAUCAGUGGUUCAAAAUUUUGUAGCUGUAACAGUACUGGGGUCCAAGAAGAUUGGUUUGGAUAUAAGUUCAAUGGGAGAAGCGCCUAAUUCUCAGCAGAAGAUUGUGACUGGUGAUGGUGGUUAUGUUCUAGAGGAUGUUCCUCAUUUGUCUGAUUACAUUCCUAAUCUUCCUACAUAUCCUAAUCCAGUGCAAGAUAAUCCUUCAUAUUCAGUCGUUAAGCAGUAUUUUGUCGAUGAGGAUGAUACGGUUGCCCAAAAGAUUGUUGUGCACAAGAACAGUCCAAGAGGAAUACAUUUUCGUCGAGCUGGUCCUCGUCAAAAAGUUUAUUUUGAGCCAGAAGAUGUUCAUGCGUGUAUAGUGACAUGUGGAGGCUUAUGUCCUGGUCUCAACACAGUUAUCAGAGAAAUAGUAUGUGGCCUACAUUAUAUGUAUGGCGUAAAGAGGGUCAUGGGAAUAGAUGGAGGAUAUCGAGGUUUCUAUUCCAAAAACAUAAUUCCCUUGACACCCAAGGUUGUGAAUGAUAUUCAUAAACGUGGUGGAACCAUACUUGGGACAUCUCGAGGAGGUCAUGUUACCAAGAAAAUAGUAGAUAGCAUACAGGACCGGGGUAUCAAUCAGGUUUAUAUAAUUGGAGGAGAUGGAACCCAGAGAGGGGCAGCGGUGAUAUUUGAGGAAAUCAGACGGCGUGGUCUCAAUGUUUCAGUUGCUGGAAUCCCUAAGACAAUUGAUAAUGAUAUACCGGUUAUUGACAAGUCUUUCGGUUUUGAUUCUGCCGUUGAGGAAGCCCAACGUGCUAUUAGUGCUGCUCAUGUUGAAGCUACUAGUUUUGAGAAUGGAAUUGGCCUUGUGAAGUUAAUGGGACGGGAUAGUGGGUUCAUUGCCAUGUAUGCUACUCUUGCCAGUCGAGAUGUCGAUUGUUGCUUGAUUCCAGAGUCCCCUUUCUAUCUUGAGGGAUGCGGUGGACUGUUUGAGUACAUAGAGCACAGACUCAAAGAAAACGGACACAUGGUUAUAGUCAUAGCUGAAGGUGCCGGCCAAGAGCUAGUUUCUGAGAGUUUGAGAUGCACCGGUAAGCAGGAUCCUUCAGGGAAUAAGCUUUUACAAGAUGUUGGCCUAUGGAUCUCGGAAAGGAUAAAGGAACAUUUCUCUAAACAAAAGAAGAUGCUCAUUAAUCUUAAAUAUAUAGAUCCAACGUACAUGAUUCGGGCUAUUCCAAGUAAUGCAUCUGACAAUGUGUAUUGCACUCUUCUUGCUCAAAGUGCUGUGCACGGAGCAAUGGCUGGCUAUACUGGCUUUACAGUCGGUCCUGUCAAUGGCAGACAUGCUUACAUACCCUUUAACAGAAUCACUGAGACACAAAACAAGGUUGUGAUAACGGACAGGAUGUGGGCGAGACUUCUAUCGUCAACCAAUCAACCUAGCUUCUUGAGAACAAGAGAUAUAAUUAAAGCGCACAAGGAGGAAGAACCACCUACUCAGUUGUCAGACGAUUCAACUACAGACGACAAUUUGAUGGAGAAACAAGUCCUCUGCUAAGUAACUUUGAACUUCAUAUCGAUCCAUUGUGUACAUUGAGAAAAAAAAAAGGAGUUGAGAUCUUGCGAGAGAAAUCCUACAGUUCUGUAAUCUCAAUGUGUGAUGAUUACCAGCUUGGUGAGUUUUACACAAUGUGUACUUUUGUAAAUGUAAACAAUAUACAAUAAUUAAGAAAAGAGCAUACAUGAUUUUGAUGCAGAAACUGAUA